Molecule: messenger RNA, 360 nt
Organism: Williopsis jadinii
Lineage: Eukaryota; Fungi; Ascomycota; Saccharomycetes; Phaffomycetales; Wickerhamomycetaceae
Gene: TAF12
Product: Taf12p
Exons: 1
Coding region: 1-360 (119 amino acids)
Biological process (GO): DNA-templated transcription initiation; RNA polymerase II preinitiation complex assembly
Cellular component (GO): SLIK (SAGA-like) complex; SAGA complex; transcription factor TFIID complex
Molecular function (GO): DNA binding; TBP-class protein binding; protein heterodimerization activity
Source: RefSeq, a predicted model, not a curated record
AUGCAAAGUGACCGGGUGUUGUCUAAGCGUAAGUUGAGCGAACUCGUCAAAACUGUGGGUGCUGAUGAAGGUGAUGGUGAGACAACCAUUGACGGUGAUGUUGAAGAAUUGUUGCUUGAUUUAGCAGAUGAGUUUGUGACGAACGUCACUUCAUUCGCAUGUCGCCUUGCAAAACAUAGAAAAUCCGAUACCCUGGAUACCAAGGACAUCCAGUUACAUUUGGAGAAGAACUGGAACAUUCGUAUUCCAGGAUAUUCAUCUGAUGAAAUAAGAAACGUUAGAAAAUGGCAACCAAAUGCAGCCCAUAAUCAAAGAAUCCAAGGUAUCGGCAUUUCAAAGUCUGUUGAACAGAACAAAUGA